This is a messenger RNA of Papilio machaon (common yellow swallowtail), 3860 nucleotides long. RefSeq lists its product as uncharacterized. The transcript has 4 exons. Lineage: Eukaryota; Metazoa; Arthropoda; Insecta; Lepidoptera; Papilionidae. The coding region runs from base 258 to 3341 and encodes 1027 amino acids. The record is from RefSeq and is a predicted model, not a curated record.
UCGACUCGGGCGCCUCCACUAUUGUUGCAGUGCAUUUCUCUCACGUGGGAACCGCUUGUGCUAUACCGCACUGUUCACAAGCAACCGCGGUGUCGAAAACACGUAAUGACUCCUUAAUUUCUUAUCAGAAAACACGUCUUGUGAUAUGAAGCUAAAGCAUGUAAAGUGAACUAAAAUUUCCCGGUGAUGACUGUUGAGUGAUGAUCAAAAAUAUAUUUAGUGAUCGAAGUCUUAACCUAAUAAGAUAAUCGGAUAUUAUGGCUUUUUUGUUGAUGUUGCCAGUAUUGCUGCUUGCUGGCACAGCGAAGUAUAAUUGUGAACCCGUUUCCGGCUUUGACUAUGCUCAUGGAAAUGGCCCAUCACAGUUCGGAGAUCUCUUAAGGCCACCACCACCUCCAUUACCAAUUGCACCAGCACCUUUUCACGGAGGGAAACCACAGCAACAAAUUAAGGAAUUCAGAUACCAAUAUCAAACAACAUAUUCUCCUGCUGUUUCAACAAUUCCUCCUUCUUCGGAGUUCAAAUUCCCCGCUCCUUUUUACAAACAAUACAACUUUAACUUCGUUCCUUCACCCCAACCUUUUACAACCACCCCUUCACCAACCUUUUUUCAGAAAAUAUCCGGAUGGCUUUUCCCAUCUCAACAAACCGCUGCCGAAGGAUCUAAAAUUAAUCUUGAACCAUUCAAAAAAGAUUGCAAUCCUUGCAAUUUAGUGCCAUGGGUUCCAGUGAUAAAAUAUAACUUAGGAAAUAAAAAUGUCCAAGAAAGCAACAGUCCAACGUACAGGCCUUCCGGUCCGACUUCUCUGGUCCAAAACGUAGUGCAAUAUCGACCCCAACCAUUUAACUUUCAGAGAAGUCAAGAACAUAAGACAAAUGAAGUAAUAAACAAACCUCAUGUAUUUUAUGGUGUACCUGAACAAUCUCAAUUAAAUGUAAAUCCCAGCUCAACAUACGGACCUCCAAGCGCUUCUCAGCAAAUAUCAAUAUCAGCACAAAAUUCUUUAAGCUCUAUACACUCAGUCAGUUCUUCAUAUGGUGUCCCCAAAACCGCAAGUUCUUCGUUUCGACAAUUAAGUUCAUCUUAUGAACUUCCCAAUACCUACAGCUUCACAACUUCUACAUACAGUCCAAAUACUUAUGGUACACCAUCCAUUGCCUUUGAUUUUAGUCAAAAAGUGACAACAAAAUCUCCCGUAAAUAUUCCGGGAGUUACACCAGUUGGACAUGAUUUAGACAUUUUGAAUGUAGUGACACCUCCGAAUCAUAUACAGUUACCCAAUAUAGGGUAUCCAAAAGGUUUUAAAAAUUCAUAUGGUGAAGACAUUAGUAAUACUAAUGCAUUGAAUAUACCUUACACAUUUACCUCGCUAGAAGCUGCAUCAAGUAAAAUUCAACCCCAAGUAAUAACUAAUAACAUUGUCAAAUCUUUUGAACCGAAUGUUUCUAUCGCACUGGCUAAUCCUGCUCCCUUUACCUUAAAUAAAGGAAGGAAUAUACAUACUUUGCAACCAGUUGCUCUACCAAAUUUAAGCGUUUCCCCUCUACCUCCUAUUUUCAAUGCACGACCUUUCCGCCCAAUAUCCUCGUCAUUCCCAACAGACGUAAUUUAUGGGAUAAAUCACAUGAAGAAAACAUCCGAAAAUGUUAAUGUAGCUCAAAGCGUUCCUAUUGCAGAGUUUGUACAUUCAAUAGAAUAUCCAACUACAAUUAUUCAAUCGCCAGUCAUAGAGAUAGACGCUACAAAAAGUGCAAAUCAUAAUAAAACCUACAGAAAUAUACCAAACAGCUACGUGAUAGAUGAGGUCAGAGACAUUACCCCUCAAGCUUCAGAGGAUCAUAUUUCAUCAGCAAAAGUAAACCAAGAUGUAAGUUUUGAAACAACUGGUCUUGAAACGGGUAAUAAUCUCUAUGAAAGUGACUUACCCACAGAUAUGAGACAAAAUCCUCACAUUCCAUCUAAUCAUAGACAAGUAUUUGCAGACUUAAGGGGAGUGAACGAUGAAGACCUAGAUAGAUAUCGAACAGAAAGUAAUCUUCAAUAUAUUGAUUCCCCUCUUCUUUACUUAAAACCGAGCGCACCACAUAAGAAUUUUGAAAAUUUUGUAACAGCAGCUUCUACACCUUCAUCAAUGAGCAUUGGUCAAAACGACUACGAAAUUUAUGACGAGAUUGUAACAACUCGUGCGCCUAUUCAGACUACAACUAAAGAUAAGUAUGAUACGCGGCAAAAUAAUCAAAAAGAUCUAUCAAGUGCAUCAGACGGACGUGAAAGUCAACCGAAAAUAGUGCAAAUAAUUGUACCUUAUGUAACUGAACAAAGUCAAAGAAGUAACAAUAAAGAGAUGCGUUCGGUUUCUCAAGAAGCUCAACCAUUUGUGACAAAAGAAGAGCAUCUGGGAAGAAAAGUCCCUUCGAAUACAGAAAUUUCAUACUUUAACACUGCUAUAGAAACUUCGACACUACCAACUACAACAACAGAUCAUAUUUCAACGGUAACAGAAGAACAUAAUUCAGAAAUAAAUAACACACCGACGGUCUUGAACGAUUUCUACGACGUUAAAGAGCCACCAUUCGAUAUUAUUAAAUUACAACAUACUAUUGAUGAUUGGACAGAACAAGAAUAUUCUAAUCAUUAUUCAACACCUGACAAGACUAGAUCUAAUGAAAAGUAUGCUAAACAAAUUCCUGAUGAUUUUUUCACGACAGUAAUUCCACCACAAGAUCAUAAAGCCACCGAAUAUAAUUACGAGGAUUAUGAUCACGAAGGUUCGAGCAGCGUGCAACAUUCUGUCACUGAAACAAGAAAUAAUACUUUAUCCAAAUCAGUAAAAGAAUAUAAUAUUAUAGAAAGGGCCAAAAAUAAACAAUUAAUAGAAAAAGGGGAAGAUCCAGACGAAAAUCAAAAACCGCGUAUUUACACUGCAGCGUCAUCUUUCCGCAGUUCAACAACAACACCUGCGCCUUGGGGUUUGAUACAAACAUCAAUAUCUCCACUUACCAAAGAAAAAGUUUAUGUAGUAACAUCAAAACCUUGGAGUGAAAAAACUCAAACUGCAACCGAAAUCGUUCACGAAACAGAAAAAGAGCAAAAGUUUGAAUCCAAGAAAAUCAAUAGUAAUAAUUAUGAUGAAUUCACGUUGGAUAACUUUCCAUUUACGUCACCGAGAUUCUCGAAUCGUCCUUCCUUUGGAUUCACUGCCUCCGGUCCGGUUUCUUUGGAUUCUAUAAAGUCAGACUCAUCUUAUGGCUUUUCCAAGGGCUGGCAUCAAAGCAUAAACAAUUUGCGUAGUCUUUACGCUAGCGAAAGCACGCACUCAUCGGAGGGUUCUGACUCGUGAUGACAGAUAUUAAAUUAACACGAAUAAGGUUCCAGUGAAAAAUAAAGAAAUGGAAGAACUUUUAUUACAUUCAGGGACACGAAUUGAAGUCACAAACAAAACCAAAUAAUUAGGAUUGUGUGUGUGAAAUUUUCAGUGCAAGACAUUUAUGACGUGUAUAAAAUUACAAAGACUAUAAAUAAUUAUUAAUCAAUUAAUGUAUGUAGUUAUAGAAUACAACGCUACCGUGGGGUUCCACGGCUGAAAAAUUAAUACAUAUUACUAGCCCUCGUAUUAUCUCUGAGAUAUCAAUAUUAUUCAGCAGUAGAAUCUCACGGUUAUCGAACAAAUUAAGGAGAACACGAAACAUACGUGUUCUCUUUUAUUUGAUCCUGAUAUUUUUAUGCAGAUGAAUUAAUUGGAACCAAGAUUGUAUUGUAUUUAAUUUUUAUUAAUUUGAAAAUACAAACAAUAAAUUUCUAGGUUAAUUUUUCAUUUUGGUAUCCAAAGCGUUGUUAACCAAUGAAUUACUAAAGUAAC